Messenger RNA from Rhinolophus ferrumequinum (greater horseshoe bat), 1993 nucleotides. It is a transcript of the gene LACTBL1, whose product is annotated as lactamase beta like 1. The transcript has 8 exons. The coding region runs from base 206 to 1993 and encodes 595 amino acids. Lineage: Eukaryota; Metazoa; Chordata; Mammalia; Chiroptera; Rhinolophidae. The record is from RefSeq and is a predicted model, not a curated record.
GUCCCCUGGGGCACAGCAGACUCCGGGAGGCACUGGCCAGCCAUGGUGGUGCCUGACCUGCCCUGUUCUUCCUGAGUCUUCCAGAAGAGGUCUCACAAGAUCUCUCUCUGCCUUCGCUCCUCUGACUGAAUUUCCCACUCCCAGGGUCUCCUGUCCUGUAGACCGAAAUCCCCAAGGAGUUGGGACCUUCCACGCCUUGGAGACAAUGAAGACUCAGGCUGGCUGCUGGCUGAAAGUAAAAAAGAAGUGGCUCUUCCCGGCCUCCUGCAGCUUCUUCUUCCUGCUCUCUGUGUUCAUGACUGGCUGCUUCCUCUGGCAGUAUCACCUCCCCAAACUGAAGACGGGUUCCUUGGGAUCAGAAGUGACUGCUGCCCCUGUGAGGAUGUGUCCCCAGCAUCCCGAACCUGUGCCCCUGGCACACCCCCUCCCCGUGUUGAAGGAAGCCCUGGAAAAGGUGGACAGGAUCCUGGGUCAGGCACUGUCUGCCCCGGGGCUGGCUGCCAUGUCUGCAGUUGUCAUCCACAGUGACACCGUGCUCUGGACUGGGAACUUCGGGAAGAAGAAUGGCUCAGACCCAGCUUCUGGGCCCCCCAAUGAGUACACCAUGUACCGGAUCUCCAGCAUCUCCAAGAUCUUUCCAGUCCUCAUGCUGUACCGCCUGUGGGAGGAGGGCAUCGUGGCCUCUCUGGAUGACCCUCUGGAACGGUAUGCCAGCAGCUUCACCAUUAACAACCCUCUGGGCCUGGCAUCAGCCCCUCCACAGCAGAGCCUGAUGGAUGGGCUGGAGGAGGUGGGCUCAGCCCCGAGGCCUUCGCCCGUCACCCUCCGAAGGAUGGCCAGCCAGCUCUCGGGGCUGCCCAGAAGGCUCCGCUCCACGUCCCUGCUGUGGAGGGGCAGCACCCAGGAGGCCUUGAGCCUGCUCAAGGAUGAUGUGCUGGUGGCAGACCCAGGAACCAGGUGUCAUUACAGCACUCUGGCCUUCUCGCUUCUGGCCCAUGUCCUGGCAGGCCACACGGCCCAGGGUGACUACCAGCGCUGGAUCUCGGAGAACGUGCUGGAGCCUCUGGGGAUGGCGGACACCGGCUUCGACUUCACCCCUCUUGUGCGUACCCGGUUGGCGGCGGGCUUCUACGGUAGCGGCAGGCUGGCGCCGCUCUAUGACCUGGGCUGGUACCGCCCAUCAGGCCAGAUGUACUCCACCCCGGCCGACCUGGCCAAGCUGGCCAUGGUGCUUCUAGGGAGCGGGCCACAGCGGCUCCUUCAGCCCGACGCGGCCAAGACACUGCUGGCGCCGCUGCUGGCCUGCUCUGGCGCCUACUUCGCCAACGAGACGGGCACACCUUGGGAAUUCCACGCGCAAAGGGGCUACCGCGUGGUGCGCAAGGACGGCGACCUGGACGGCUACGCCGCCACCUUCUCCCUGGUGCCGCCGCUGCGCCUGGGCCUCGUGCUGCUGCUGGCCGGGCCGCGGCCGCCCGGGCCCGACCUGGUGGCGCAGGCUUACGACGUGCUCCUGCCGGCCCUGGAGAGGGCCCUGCGGGAGGCUGCGCAGCGCCCGGCCCCGCCGCCCAGCGCGCGCCCCUUCGCCGGCUAUUUCACCUUCGCCAACCUGACCUUCUACGAGGUGCGCGCCGGGCCGGCGGGCGAGCUGCGCCUGCGCCAGUUCGGGCCUCGCGUGGAGGCGCUGGUGCCCCCCGCGUUCCGCACGCUGGCGCUGCACCACCUGCGGGGCCGCGUGUUCCAGCUGCACGUGGCCCGCGAGUUCCCGUGCGCGCUGCCGCUCGGCGACGCCUGGCUCUCCCUGGAGGCUCAGCACGGGCAGCUCGUCAACUUUUACCCCUUGGAUCGUCACGGGCUGUCCCCAGGCUUCGAUGUGCCGGGCCUCAACACGUACCGUGUGUUGCGGCUGCCGAGCAAGCCCGUAUUCAAGAACCAGGGACCCUCGGCUCUGUCCAGAGCCUUCCGGUCCUCGCCUCCCAGCUUUCCAACUUAG